Molecule: messenger RNA, 1281 nt
Organism: Fimicolochytrium jonesii
Lineage: Eukaryota; Fungi; Chytridiomycota; Chytridiomycetes; Spizellomycetales; Powellomycetaceae
Exons: 3
Coding region: 1-1281 (426 amino acids)
Source: RefSeq, a predicted model, not a curated record
AUGAGCCCGCAACCGGGCCAGCAUACUGGUCUUUUCAACAACCCGGACGACGCCAGCUGUGUCCUCCGCGUCAUCGACACCAGCCGCCGCCCCAUCGCUGUAGCGUUCAGCGCGCCUGGACCAACAGAUCAGUAUUACUGGAUUCACGAAUGGAUCGUCACCGCCGUAUCGGCGGUGCUUGAGGAGGCGUUCGAUUGGAGGACGAAUCAUACAAGACGUGAAUGUACAAACUGUGAUGACGGGAACGAGGGAUGUCAUGCCCGGCAUCACAGAGCCGACGGCAUCAGGGAGAACGAAAGGACAAGGCGGACGACGAAACGUCCGCACGGGGACUCGCGUACAUAUUUCCCAAUGCAAAAGGCUUUCAACGGCAUUCUAUACCAGUGGCACGGAAUUCGUCCUGCCGAAAAUGCCAAAGAUCAGCCUGUGAUUACCGAAUACCCCCACGACAUCAAAUGCGCUCGCGAGCGCCCCAGCACAAAGAGCAGGAAAGACGAGCCGUCGGCGGAACCACAGUCCGCCAGAGUUAUGUCCAUCGCGACCAUAACCUCACCAACGCCAACGCCAACAUCAACGCCAGCUCCUGCCAGCACGAGGGCGGCCCGCGAUUCUUUGUUUAGGGUCGCCACGCAUAACGCAUCAAACUCGAGAGCCGCGCGAAGGUCCUCGGUAGACACUCCAGAACCGGCACCGAUAACACCCUCAUGCGUCCCUCUUCUGACGAUCUGCCUGCCACAAACGUCUGCCUGUCCCGAAACGUUGUAUUGGAUGUAUUCUCGCGACGAUGAGCGGUUUCGCAAGGCGUUGUUGCGAAUAGAAGGGCAGUCGGCGACAUCCCGCGAUGGAAUUGGCACCGGGGAGUGCAGGAGUAUGAUGGAGAUGUUUUACUGGUUAGGAAUCGAGGAGGAUGUUGAUGGGAUUGACUCCAGUCGACAUCUGGAGAAUGCCGAUGUGAUACGUGCCCCGAAACCGGUCCCAUCGGCGUCGAAGCAGAUGGAGCAUUGGCCUGCAAGAUCCUCCCAGCAAAACAGCAUCCGUCGUUCGACACACUCGCAUACAAUUCUGUCGUCUGCCGGUUACGACAUGGCUUGCGCCAAAGAUACCGCAGGAAUGAUGAACCAGCAACAUUCUUCCGAUAAAGACGCGGGAGUCGCCAUUCUAGGUGGAACCAACGCCAACGCUAUUGCCAUCGCACCCAACGCUGCUCUCGAGGUCCAUGAGGACACGGUAUCCUCCACCCGCACCAUAUCACACACAGAGGGAAUAUUCGCUCACUGGUAA